Cheilinus undulatus (humphead wrasse) is the source of this 2725-nucleotide messenger RNA. RefSeq names its product arrestin domain-containing protein 3-like. The record is from RefSeq and is a predicted model, not a curated record. Gene Ontology annotation, biological process: protein transport. The transcript is spliced from 7 exons. Gene Ontology annotation, cellular component: cytoplasm; plasma membrane. Bases 300 to 1745 code for a protein of 481 amino acids. NCBI's taxonomy places the organism in Eukaryota, Metazoa, Chordata, Actinopteri, Labriformes, Labridae.
AACAGACCCUGUGCCCCUCGUCCCUGUCAAGUGCAUCUCGGGGGCCCUGUUCUGUUGUUUGGAAAUAUGGCAAUGAGCCGCUAUGGAGUGGUCUAUUCUUGCUUCCAACGGGACCCCUAGCCUAUCCUCUAUCUGUACAUUGGAUGGCAGUAGAGGUCUUCUCUCAGACUUUACCAGGGCGUGUCCUUCUCGGCACCCUGACGCCGUUGGUGCCACCUGACUGCUGGUUCCCCGUUUGGAAAUGAGCAACAGAAUCGAUCAGGUUGUGUUUAAAUUAAAAGCCACGGUACUCCACAACAAUGCCUUCGAUUCAAAGCUUUACGAUGACCAUCGACGCUCUGAAUGAGCACGGCACGUUUUCAGAAAGGGACACUAUUACUGGAAAACUAACGCUGGUCUUGAUAAAGGAGACAACAGUUGAAAGCCUGUCUGUCAAAGCGAAGGGAGACGCUGAAGUGCGUUGGACGAGAAGGCACGGCGAUCGCACUUAUACGUAUUCCGCCAGCAAGAGAUAUUUCAAACUGAAGGACUUCUUAAUCCCAGAGCAGUCGAAGGACACAGUUGUUCCCCAAGGAACCCAUGUCUACAAAUUCAACUUUCACAUACCCCCUGGAAAUUUCCCAUCAUCAUUCAGGGGAACUCAUGGAAAAAUUGUCUACAAGCUGGAAGCCAAACUGGCUAGGAGUUGGAGAAUGGACCGAACAUUGGAGAGAGAGAUCAGGUUUGCCUCCAGAUCCUUUCCAAACCUUCAGUCUUUAAUGUUUCAGCAAGUUGGUUCAACACACAAAGAGAUGGGCCUUUUCAGUUCAGGAAAUGUGCAGCUGGAGGCCACUAUUGAAAAGGGGGCUUUCUCUGCAGGUGAUACGGUGAUGAUCACUGCAAAAGUCAACAAUUCAUCUUCAAGUGAGAUGACACCCAAAUUCAGUCUAGUCCAGGAUAUUGUGUACCGUGCCAGUGGAGGUACCAGAAGAAAUGAAAGCAACACUGUUGUGAAAAUGUUCGACAGCGCCAUUAAAGCCAGAACUCAGAGGGAGGUUAGGUGUGCCAUGAGGCUCCCAGAGGAUAUGACGCUGUCUAUCCAGAACUGUGAAAUUAUCUCUGUGGAGUACCAAUUGAGGGUGUACCUGGACAUCAGCUUUGCCUUUGACCCAGAGAUUGUGUUCCCGAUAAUCAUAUGCCCCCCUGGCUUAGGUUCAGCCGUGCAUCCUGGUGUGUCUGCACGUACCUCUCCAGUUAGGGCUUAUGGUGGCUCAAGCAACAGCAACUCUCCAUCCCAUGCAGUGCCUUAUGGUCCCUAUCCUCCAUCUCCACAGUCAGGUGGUUACAGAUACCCAGGAUUUCAGAUGUAUUCACCAUCACAGGGGGCCUCAAAUUACCCACCAAAUAUGUACCCUGUUCAACCGGUUAACAUGGGCAGAGGCUACAAUAACCCGUCACCACAGCGAGAAUCUCAAUACGGAUCUCCAUUUUCAUCAUCAUCCUCAACACUGCAUCCUCCACCUGUUGCCCCAGCAUACCCCUCAUCCCCAAGUACCCCAGAGCGUCAGCCCCCACCCCCGAGUGCCCCAGAGCUCCAACCACCUCCCCCUUUCCAAUAUAACUUAUCCCCAAGUGCUCCUUCAUACAACCUGCUGCCUUCUGCACCAGGGAUGAACACAGACUUCCUGUCGCAAUCUGAUGAUGCUCCUCCGGCAUAUUCACUCCUUUUCCCAUCUUCUGCUAACGAGCCAUCAGAUUCAAAAUGAUAGAAUGCACGGUAAAUAGCUGAAUCAAUUUGUUUAAUAUUUGGUAAAAUACUAAUAUUUAGUCAGGAUUCCUAACUUUUUAAAGGGCAUUCAUGUAAGUUGCAAAAACUAAAGGAUUGUUUUUGGCAUUUUCACUCACCCAAAGGCUGAAUAAGUAGUAAAACAUACAGGUAUACCUCAGUGCUAUGGUAAACACCAUGAAGCUUUUAUGGUGCAACACUUUACAUUUUUUGAAAACAACCAAAACCAGAACCAACGGGAUUAAGUGUUUCAUCUGAAACAUGUUCACUUGUUCAUGCAUAUUUAUAUUUAUUUAUAACACUAACUACUAGUGCAUCAAAGCCAUUCAUUUGGAGUUUCCUUUAUGCUGUUGAACUGCUUAUGUGGAUGAAAUUGCCCAGAAAGUGGUUGCCAUUUUUUUUAAAGUGAUAGCCAUUGGCAACCUUGCAUCUGUUACUGUGGAGUAUUGUUAUUUUACAUGUGUGAAAUUUUGUCUUCAACACUACAGUAUUGUUAAAUUUUAAGUAACUUCGAAAGCCACUAUUUACAGUAUUAACAGCAACCAUGUGAAUUAUUCUGUGUAAACGUUGGCCUUUUAUAUCAUGUGACUGUUGUUUUUCUAGGUAGCUCAGGUUGCAUACUCCAGCUAAUAUCAUAAUUACCCAAACCUGUGUAACAGGUAUGAAGCUUUUUCAGUAUUUGUGCCUUGUUCAGUUCAAGUGUCCUAGGCUGAUAUUUUUUAUGGUUUCCUAUUUCUCUACCUCACUCUUCUGUUUUUGGUUUAUAUGACAGAAUCUGGACAAAAGGUGACCCACCAUAUCAGGAAAAAAUGUUUUAUCACUUAGUUUAUAUCACAGAGUUAAGUACUAUAAUUUCAUGUUUGUAGAGUCUUUUACAGUAUUUUGCAGACCAGGUUGUUCAAUUCACAAAUUUCCAGUUUUCUGUGAGUUGAUCAAAAUAAAGACAUGUCAGCCUUCAAA